Panicum virgatum (switchgrass) is the source of this 1594-nucleotide messenger RNA. RefSeq names its product tetratricopeptide repeat protein 33-like. The transcript has 7 exons. NCBI's taxonomy places the organism in Eukaryota, Viridiplantae, Streptophyta, Magnoliopsida, Poales, Poaceae. Bases 420 to 1061 code for a protein of 213 amino acids. Gene Ontology annotation, molecular function: protein binding. The record is from RefSeq and is a predicted model, not a curated record.
AGCAUACAAAUCAUAACGGACACGUAGUCGAGACGGUGCCAUCUGCCAUGGUCGGUCGCCUUUCCUCGGUGGCUCGUUUGCUUUCGCCCGAGCCCUGGAGUCCUGAAUCCUGAUCCUGACUCGUCCCAACCGGCAAGGCGGAACCUGCUGCUUCGAGCGGAACGAUCAGUUUGGGAAAUCGCCGGCGCUAGCCAUACACUCCGUUCUCCUACUCCAGUCCGUGAGUUCCUGAACAAAAUUUUAUCACUCGAUUGCUACUUCAUCUUGGAAUCCCAGAGUCAUGCAGCUAUACAGGAGCACCAUCUUCAAAACUUCUCGGGAUCCGGAGUUUAUCGAGAAAAGACCGGCCGGUGACGCGCGUGGUGGGGUGGUGCCAGUGCGCUCGCAACCUGUUCGAUGAUUUGUUGCUUAGAUCCACAAUGAAGAUAGCCUGGGGUAAGAAUGCCAAAAUGAAGAGGCAGCCAGUGGUAGUGUCAACUAAACCAGGGCUACCAUUUGGAGUGGACAGCGAUACCGAUGAGGCUGAAAAGGAGGAAACAGCAGGGGCAAACACAAACUGUCCUGGAACAAAGCCACUUGACACAGCUGAAUCACUCCAGCAUCUAGGAGACAAGCUAGCUGAGGAAGGAAAGUACCAUGAAGCACUUUGUAGGUGGGAGGCUGCACUUACCUUGGCACCUGACAAUGCAAUACUUCACGAACAGAAAGCUCAGGUUUUACUUGAAGUGGGAGAUGCAUGGCAUGCACUGACAGCAGCAACCAGAGCAACAGAACUGGAUCCUCUAUGGCCCGAGGCUUGGGUCACACUUGGUAGAGCGCAGUUAAAUUUUGGGGAACCAGAUUCAGCUAUACUAUCAUUUGACAAGGCACUAGUAAUCAAGCACGACCAUGAUGGUGCGAAAGCUGACCGUGAAACUGCAGUCCGUCUUGUCAAGAAACGAGGGCAGUUGCACUCAUCAGGUCUAAGCACCAACAAAAGGAGGUUCACGGUUGGAGAGAACUCAGUUAAGGGCGCAGAGGGUGAAGAAAAGGCGGAUGAAACAGCGGUACCGUCUGGUUAGCCUGCCACAUAUGUUGGCUUUCUUUCAUCCUGGGGCUAGUGCUUUAGAGUAGAACUGGCUAAAAUGAGGGUUAACAUGUAAGGAUUUCUGGCUUCCGGCGCAUAUUUUUCGCAUGUCAGGAUUCUAAGUUGGGUUCUGUCGAAGUUUUGUGCCGCUCUGUGGAAGUUUGUGCCGCUGUAGGUAGACGAUUAUUGUUAUGAAGCUCUGUGGUUGAUUGUGAAUAUACGGGUAGGUCGUGUACGGCGAGACUUCGAAUGUUCGAUUCCAAAUUGCACUCGCUUCUCUCACCUGGGUAUAAAAGGAUUGCAAUGCGACCGUCGUCUACGAAGUCAUCCGGUGAUCUAAGGAAGGCCGCGGUUUCUACUCGCUUUAUUUGGACGUGUGUGAUGUUAGUGUGGUAUGCGUGUGUGAUGUUAGUGCAUGUUUAUAUUGAUGUUGCAUGCAACUCACAAUUUUUCCUUUUCUAUGUAUAAAUUAUGGAAUUAUGUAUUUACUAUAGACACCUUAUAAGAUAACUUAUUAUAUGUAUUGCA